Messenger RNA from Malassezia restricta, 1113 nucleotides. RefSeq names its product MT-A70 family protein. The record is from RefSeq and is a predicted model, not a curated record. Gene Ontology annotation, cellular component: nucleus; RNA N6-methyladenosine methyltransferase complex. The transcript has a single exon. Lineage: Eukaryota; Fungi; Basidiomycota; Malasseziomycetes; Malasseziales; Malasseziaceae. Gene Ontology annotation, molecular function: methyltransferase activity. Bases 1 to 1113 code for a protein of 370 amino acids.
AUGCCCCGGUCGCUGGGUGAAGUGCACCAAGUGCCUCUUACGCUUAUAAACGCUGGAGAAGGCCGUGUGCACCCUGUUUAUGUAGAUAAGGAGCCAAGGAGCACGCCUUUCGAAGCGCGAAGCCAGCGCGCGAAGCGCACCCCAAGAUCGCAUGAUAUUUAUGCGAAUGCCACUUUGUUACAUGAUGCUUUAGCGCACUUGCAUACCUAUGCGCUGUCAAGGCAUGACUACCUUGCAUCUAUCCAGAUUAUGGUGGAUCCGCUCACAAGUGGACAGGCGCUGCAAGAGUGCGUAUCUAGCGGCACGAGCCUGGCCCACAAAUUCAUCAUGAAUGCGCAUGACAAAGAGUGCAUAGUGCGGUGGGAAUGGCGGAAGCGAAUAUGGUUGUUUGCACUUCCUCCUUGCAGCGGCUUUAUCUUGACCAAUCUGCUAUCUGAGCCGCCGCCUCCUCGACUCUUGAGGUUCGCCCAAACGAAUGGUGGUGUGGAUUUGAUCCUCCUCGACCCACCGUGGCCCAAUCGAAGUGCUCAACGUGCAUGGCAGGGACGUCAGAGCGUGCGUCGUUACCGCACGAUGGAUGACAUAUACGAUUUGUGGCUUUUGAGACCGUGGAUGGAAGCUCUGCUGCAACAGCAUACGCUAGUAGCUGUAUGGGUGACGAAUCAUCCCAAAGUUCAAGAUUUUGUUCGCUCCAAGUGGUUUCCAGGUCUCGGACUGCGCCACCAUGCGACAUGGGCAUGGCUCAAAUUGACGGCGCCCAACGGCCAAGCGCCUCAGCUGCUGAUUCCAGUGGGGGACUGGUCGUUCCGGCGUCCCUAUGAGGUCUUGCUGAUUGGAUCUCGGCAGGACGAAGCGCCCGUGUCGCGGCACCACCUGCUAUUGAGUGUGCCACUGGGUCACAGCUGCAAGCCAAACGUAUGCAGUGUGCUACGGCCGCAAGGUGGGCGCGUGGUGGAACUAUUUGCGCGCCAUGUCUCGCGAGGUGCGCCGUGGCAUGUGAGUGUGGGUGACGAGGCCAUUUGUGGCAACGCCCAAGGGUAUGAUGACACUACGACCGCGAUGGGAUCACAAUCUCGCGCACAAAAUAGCUAUGCAGACGUGUGUCUGUCGUGA